AUGCUCUAUCUCUCUCACACUGUAGACUACGGAUAUACAUGCAGAUACAACCGAGAGAUCAAGAAGCGUGGCCGCGUGCCCACAGCUUCACUGGCCGGAGGGUCUGUGGCAUCGGACCCUGCUCAUUCCGGCAACAACAGCGCCAACAACCCGCACAGCAACGAUGUCUCCCCAUCACCUCCCGUGACGUCCCCUCGUGAUGCCGCCAUAUCUAUUUCCCACUUCGCGCCUGUAAACCGCGAAAGCGAUGUCACAAGCUUCAAUAGGCCGCCCCCGCUUGCACGUCAUGGCAGUACCGCAAGCACUUCUAUGACGGCGCCACCUGCCCCGGCGCAAACCAUCCAGGCACUGACCUCUCCGGGCUACGGGAGUCACGUACAUCUUCAACUCUCAACUCUGUUAGAACCUACCCUUGACACACAGAUGCCACACGGCUCUCAGGGGAGCCCCUCUCUGGCGGCCGUGUACCCAGGCCGGCCAUCAGAGCAUGAUGUUCUUGUCUCGGAUGACAGCGCCGGCUACCCCUCACCGGCCAAUGCCGCGAAUGGCGUUGCUGCUCACCAGCAAGCGGUACCGCGAAGCCACGAGAGAAACUCAUUCGGUGCUGGUCCGGCUCCGCAAAGGAAUGAUCGUCGAUCCUACAGCACGUCGACUGGUGCCGAGGGAUCGCUGGCCGAACUGCAGCGCAUGAAUUCGUUGUACCGGGCGCCAACGUCAGACUGCAGGUAUCGGUGCUUGGAUCCCGUGCUGCCCCAUAUUCGGGACAUCAUACCGGCCUCUGUCGCCUGCGACCUCCUUGACGUCUACCUAACGGAGCCGGGCAGCUCCCUCUUCCGCUGCGCAUCUCCUUAUAUCGUCACGAGAAUAUUCCGCAAGAAGUCGUUGCUCCAUCCUACAAACCCUCGACCAACGACACCUGCUCUACUAGCAACUAUGCUUUGGGUGUCCGCACAGACAGCCGAUAUCGUCCUGCUGCACGUCCCCGGGUCGAGGGCCAAGAUCACUAAUGCACUUUAUGGUCUGGCGACGUCAUUAAUCACGGAAAGAGAUCCGGACCGGUGGCGGAGGAUACACGGAGGUCUCCGUGCCGAAAAUGACCAGACAGAUGACCAGUUCGGGUUCAUGUCCGCUCUACCCACGACUACAGCCACAAACGAACCUGCGGGCGUCAUCGACGAUGUCUUGUCCUUUAUUCUGCUCUCCAUUGCCGUGUCGGGCGGCGACUUCAAGUCCGACUGCUUCAAGUGGUGGAGCAAAGCCGUCCGCUUGGCAAUGUCCCUGCGACUGAACCGCGAAGACGAGCAGUGCUCCGCAUCGCCAUGCGCCAACCCCAUCUGCUCCUGCCGGAGGGACCCGGAAUACAACUCGCUCGCCAACUCCGAGCCGAGGGAGGAGAGGCGAAGGGUGUUCUGGCUGCUGUACUGCCUCGACCGGCACCUCGCCCUGUCCUUCAACACCGUCCUGUACAUCCCGGACUCGUACUGCGAGAUCUACGCGCCCCUGCCGGAGGCGGCCUGGGAGGACCUGGACGCCAUCCCGCAGAGGGACCUGCCGCCGCGGGUCCUCGGGCCCCCGACCGCCGUCACGGGCACCGGCUUCUUCGAGUACUUCUUGCCGCUCAUGGCCAUCCUGGGCGACAUCAUCGAGGUGCACCACCGCCGGCAGCACCCGCGCCUCGGCCACCUCGACGACGCGCAGGCCGUCGCCGCCGUCGGCGAGCUGCUGCGCAGCUGCGAGCGCAGCCUCGAGGCGCUGGCGCGCGAGGUCGAGAUCCUCGAGUACCACCACCACGCGCCGCCGCCGCCCCUGUCGACGCCCGGCCCGCACAUCAAGGACAUCGUGACGGGCCUGCCCCUGCAGUCGCCGCAGCAGCAGAGCUCGACGGCGGCGGCCGCCGGCGGCAGCAGCAACAACAACAACAACAGCAACAGCAAUAGCAGCAACAGCAACAAGCAGACGCGCGACGCGUCGCGGCUCAAGCUCGUAACGGCCUACAGCACGCACAUCCUGCACGUGCUGCACGUGCUGCUGCACGGCAAGUGGGACGCCAUCAGCAUGCUCGACGACGACGACGACUGGAUCACGUCGACGCGCUUCAACGACUGCGCCUCGCACGCCAUCGCCGCCUCGCAGGCCGUCUCGCAGAUCCUCGCCUCGGACCCGGAGCUGACCUUUAUGCCCUACCUCUUCGGCAUCUACCUGCUGCACGGCAGCUUCAUCCUGCUCCUCUUCGCCGACCGCAUGCCCCAGCUCGGGCCCAACCAGUCGGUCGAGCAGGCGUGCGAGACCAUCAUCCGCGCGCACGAGGUGUGCGUCGUGACGCUGAGCACCGAGUUCCAGGUCCGUAUCUUUCUCCCUCACCCUCUCUCUCUCUCCCUCUCUCUGGCUACUUCUUGGUUUCCGGUGGGGCCUGCCCGGGGCUGA
This is a messenger RNA of Thyridium curvatum, 2424 nucleotides long. RefSeq lists its product as uncharacterized. Gene Ontology annotation, biological process: DNA-templated transcription. Lineage: Eukaryota; Fungi; Ascomycota; Sordariomycetes; Thyridiales; Thyridiaceae. Gene Ontology annotation, molecular function: zinc ion binding; DNA binding. The coding region runs from base 1 to 2424 and encodes 807 amino acids. The record is from RefSeq and is a predicted model, not a curated record. The transcript has 2 exons.